AUGGCCAACAAGGUUCAAUUGCAUUCAAAUCAGGAGAAUUUCCAGGCCAAAGAAGACGUUGAACACCUGCAAUAUCAAAAACUCGUUGUUGAUAAUGAUGGAUAUGAGAAGGAGCUUUAUCUUCUUGAACCACUGUUUCAGGACGCUCAAUCAUACACUCUUGAGCAAAAGGUAGAAGUUUCGGGAUAA
Penicillium chermesinum is the source of this 189-nucleotide messenger RNA. RefSeq lists its product as uncharacterized. The record is from RefSeq and is a predicted model, not a curated record. The transcript has a single exon. Bases 1 to 189 code for a protein of 62 amino acids. NCBI's taxonomy places the organism in Eukaryota, Fungi, Ascomycota, Eurotiomycetes, Eurotiales, Aspergillaceae.